Spirodela intermedia is the source of this 1142-nucleotide messenger RNA. The record is from the annotation of a GenBank genome assembly. NCBI's taxonomy places the organism in Eukaryota, Viridiplantae, Streptophyta, Magnoliopsida, Alismatales, Araceae.
AUGUCGUUCAGCGGGACACUGGACAAGUGCAAGGCCUGCGAUAAGACAGUCUACGUUGUCGACUCCCUUUCCAUCGACGGCGUCCCGUUCCACAAAUCAUGCUUCAAGUGCACCCACUGCAAGGGCACCCUUGCCGUCAGUCCUCUCUCUCUCUCUCUAACCCUCCGUCUCCAUACGGGCUGUCCUGACGUCGAUCUCCUCACUGUGACGCAUCUCCUCACCCUGCACAGAUGAGCAACUACUCGUCCAUGGACGGCGUUCUCUACUGCAAGCCGCACUUCGAGCAGCUCUUCAAGGAGACCGGCAGCUUUUCAAAGGGCUUCCACGCCGGUCGGUGUUACCAUUCCGAAAGAAUCCUUCCACCAACGUCAUUUCCAUGCGUUAUUAUUCAUCAAUAUCUAGAGAGAGAGAGAGAGGGAGAGAGAAGUUUUCUUCAUGCCUGCGGAUGAGAGGACCAUCUCCGUCGAGUCUCCUAUCUCUUUCUUUCUCUCGCCGUUCUCAUUCUCCGGGUCUCUGAUUCGUGGCUUGUUUUUCUCUGAUUCUGCUUGCCUCUGCGGACGGACGGCCAGCUCCAAAGCCCGGCGAGAGGCAGAACGAAUUGGUAAGACCCGCCUGCUCUCUCUCUCUCUCUCUCUCUCUCUCUCUCUCUCUCUCUCUCAUUAUCGUUCGAGUUCCUCGUGGAACGGGAAACAGAAUCUCAUGGGCCGUCCCAAACAUUGCAGAAUAGGACCCCGAGCAAGAUCUCCUUCAUGUUCAGCGGCACUCAGGACAAGUGCUCCGUCUGCAAGAAGACAGCGUACCCAUUAGAGAAGGUCCUCUCUCUCUCUCUCUCUCUCCCUCUCCCCUCACACACACAUCAAAAGCCGAAGAGAUAUAUGUAUAGAGAGAGAGAGAUGCCUAAUGCAUGUGUGAUGCGGCAGGUGACGGUGGAGGGGGAGGCGUACCAUAAGACGUGCUUCAGGUGCUCUCACGGGGGGUGUCCACUGACGACGUCCUCUUACGCGGCCUUCGAGGGGGUCCUCUACUGCAAGCACCACUUCGCCCAGCUGUUCAUGGAGAAGGGCAGCUACACCCACAUCCUCAAGCACCAGGCCUCCUCCGUCAGGCGCGCCGCCGCCCCCGAUCACCCUUCGUCCCCGUAG